Radiomyces spectabilis is the source of this 1580-nucleotide messenger RNA. Its product is annotated as glyoxal oxidase N-terminus-domain-containing protein. The coding region runs from base 224 to 1492 and encodes 422 amino acids. The record is from RefSeq and is a predicted model, not a curated record. The transcript is spliced from 2 exons. NCBI's taxonomy places the organism in Eukaryota, Fungi, Mucoromycota, Mucoromycetes, Mucorales, Radiomycetaceae.
UGACUGGACGUCUCAUAUUUGUUAUGCCAACUUCCUUUUUUUUCGUUUAGCCGAAUGGAAUGAGGCCCAACUAGAUUCGGGUGUGCCGGCCUAUUCAACGCUGUACGAUCUUGAUACGGAUACGUAUCGACCGCUGUUGCUGGAAACCAACACAUUUUGUUCGGGUGGUGGCUUUUUGGCCAACGGCACUUUUAUCAGCACAGGAGGAGCGGAAAGUCGGAGUAUGUGGAAAGCACAGCGAGGUCACCAAUCGAUUCGUCAUUUCGAACCGUGCCUUGACGCCUCGUGUGUAUGGCACGAAUAUAAGACCAAUCGAAUGUACAAUAAUCGCUGGUACCCGACUGUCGAACAGCUUCCGGAAGGCGAUCUUUUCAUCCUUGGAGGAUCGACGACCGGUACGAAAUAUAAUCGAGCAGAAAUCAACUCGGCGUCCUAUGAAUUCUGGCCUCCCAGAUCAGACGCUCCCAUACCCAUGCCAUUCUUGGUGGAAACUCUUCCUUACAAUUUAUAUCCAUUUGUGUUUCUGCUUCCCAAUGGCAACUUAUUUAUUUUCGCCAGUAAAAAGUCCAUGAUCUUUGAUUAUCAUAACAACCGCAUUGUCAAGAAAUUACCUGAUAUGCCAGGAGUACCGCGAUCUUAUCCUUUGACCGGAGGUGCUGUGAUGUUACCGCUGGACCCUGAGAAUGAUUAUAAUGUCGAAAUCCUUGUUUGCGGAGGAUCCAAAGAACCCAAGAACAAUAGCCCCGCGGAUGAUACGUGUGGAAGAAUCAAUCUGGGCGAUGAAGACCCUUCAUGGGAGAUGGAUACGUUUGUACACAAGAGGCUUAUGCCCGAUGGCGUCAUACUGCUGGACGGCACCGUUUUAUGGGUGAAUGGAUGCCAGCGUGGUUGGGCAGGGUAUAACCGACGCAACUUUGAUCCUACCUUUGAUCCUAUUAUUUAUGACGGUACCUUGGAGCACGGUAAGCGAUGGACCACAGGCCUGGCUGAUACGGACAUUGCGCGCAUGUAUCAUUCGGUGGCGCUCACUCUUCCUGACGGCCGCGUCUGGAUUGCGGGCUCCAAUAACGUGGAUCCACCCAACAUCACGGCCGAAUAUCCUACCGAGUUCCGCGUAGAAUAUUUUUCCCCGCCUUAUUUAUUCCAAACACGCACCCGACCUUUGCUAUCGCAUGUCCCCCGUGUCGUGACCUACAAUCAGACCUUUGAAGUGCUUAUCAACCUCGGCGAGUUCAAGGGCCAAAACCCCGAAAUCAAGGUUGGCCUGUUACGGCAAGGUUUCAGCACGCAUUCCAUGCACAUGUCGCAACGCUACGUGUAUCUUCGCCAUACCGUGGCAGCUGAUAUGCAAUCUAUCCAAAUCGAAGCACCACCCAAACCUACUAUUUUCCCUCCAGGAUCCGGUUAUCUCGUCGUCCUCUGCAAUGGCAUUCCCUCUACAGGCGUAGAAAUGUUUGUUGAAAAGAAUAUUGAAGAUCUGCAAAUUCCGUAGCACUUGCAUUUCUCACUUUCAUUCAUUCACUCCCUCAAAAUAAAUUAUCACUUAAUCCCGUGUCGCGUAUGACCAGUGAUGGUCAUUG